AUGGCAUUAUCCAGAGUGAGUAAAUUUUAUCUGGCCUGCAGAAAUAGUGAUCUAGAUGAGGUAAAACGCAUAAUUAUUUCAAUUAGUGCUAAUGAAAUCAACCAAUUCGAAGAAACUAGUCUUGGGAAGAGUACAGCAUUACAUGCAGCAUCAUAUUACGAUCAUCACCAAGUAGUUGAAAUAUUACUGGCAUUUCAAGCAGAUUUAACAAUCAGAAAUUUUGCUGGACUAACAGCUUACGAAGAAGCUAGUACGAGAGAUGUAGUAUGUGCAUUUAGACGUCAUCGAAUGAUUGAUAAUACUGCAAAUACCCGUUUUUCCCAAGCGAACUCGAAUCUUGAAUGGAUCUCAUAUAAUCCAGCUAUGGUUAAACAAGCAUCUCAUUACAAUAAAUGGCUUGUCACUGGCUGUAAUAACAUGGAAUUCACUAUCGAAGAUAGUAUCCAUUUUUAUUUAAACGUAAAAGAAGAAUUAAAGAAUGAUCCUGAUAUUGACGAAGUCCAGAAAUUAUUUCGAGAAGCAAUUAAUAAACAUGACUCACGACUUAUCGUGAAAGCUUACACAUUAGAAACGCGUUUUUAUCGAGUGUUAAACAGAGAUCUAGCGGCUACAUCAGCUGAUAUGUUAAAUCAAAAAUUCAUAUUCGAUGUAGAAAUUCAACCCUUUUGGCAAUCCUACGGGCGAAUCGCUGCUAUUAUUGCUCGACAUCCAGAUUUGCAUAGAUAUGGAGUUGAAGGUUCUUUUUAUCGUGGUAUGACAUUGAGUACAGACGACUUAUUGCAAUAUACAAAUGGUGCACGUAUCUUAACUAAAACUUUUGCUUCAUGUUCACACGACUCUUCUGUUGCCGAAGAAUUUGCAACCAGAGAUCUUGACCUUAAAACUGAGAAAUGUCCUGUUCUAUGCAAAUACGUCAUCACUAAUAAACGUUCAGCAUUGAAACUUGGCGAUCUAUCAAGAUAUCCAGAAGAAAAAGAAGUGUUAAUUGUACCAUUUUGUGUAUUCGAAAUUGUAAAAAUUAGACUAAAAAUGUUCGAAUGGUCGAUUGAGGAUGGGACAGUGAUAAGAAAAGAAGGACUAAAAAUCGAAUUACAAGAAUGUGAAAAACAAAACUCCAACUGUCGAUUGAUGUAA
This is a messenger RNA of Rotaria sp. Silwood1, 1134 nucleotides long. Lineage: Eukaryota; Metazoa; Rotifera; Eurotatoria; Philodinida; Philodinidae. The record is from the annotation of a GenBank genome assembly.